Molecule: messenger RNA, 17675 nt
Organism: Sciurus carolinensis (gray squirrel)
Lineage: Eukaryota; Metazoa; Chordata; Mammalia; Rodentia; Sciuridae
Gene: Ahnak2
Product: AHNAK nucleoprotein 2
Exons: 7
Coding region: 371-16999 (5542 amino acids)
Biological process (GO): regulation of RNA splicing
Cellular component (GO): nucleus; costamere; cytoplasm
Molecular function (GO): protein binding
Source: RefSeq, a predicted model, not a curated record
CCUUUUCUGGGCCAGUUGGGAGAGCGUCUUGGGCCUGGCCUCCUCUGUGAGGCUGCUGCCCGCCCCGGCCGGCCUGUCCCCUUUCAGUUUCAGCCCUGCGGCACCUGCCCCUCACCACUCAGCAGUGUCUGGCCGGCAGUUGCAGCCCGAGGAGCCAGGGGCAGCCACUGAAGAGGACCGCUCUGUGACCCAAGGACCUGUGGACGAGAUCAUCCGGCCACGGCCACAGGGGUCCUCCCCUGUCUACGAAUGCACAACAGAGGCCGCUGGCUUUGCAGUGCAGGAAGACGCCCCAGGCAGGCGUGGCUCCUCGGGGAGACGGAGAUCCUGGUGGAAGCGGGACUCGGCAGACUCACGGGUCUUCUCCAGGAUGAGUCACCCGGAGGCUGUGCAGGAAGCGGCAGAGGUGACGAUGGAGACUGAGGUGGAGGCAGGAGCCAGUGGCUACAGUGUCACAGGUGGUGGGCGCCAGGGAAUCUUUGUCAAGCAGGUGCUGAAGGACUCCUCGGCGGCCAAGCUCUUCAGCUUGAGAGAAGGGGAUCAGCUGCUCAGUGCCACCAUAUUCUUUGAUGACAUUAAAUAUGAAGAUGCUCUCAAGAUACUUCAGUACUCAGAGCCUUACAAGAUCCAGUUCAAAAUCAGACGGAAACUCCCUGCCACAAAGAGUGAGGAGUCGGCUGUCUGUGCCCCUCCGCGAGGCUCCAAGGGAAGGGAAGAGCACAGAGACGUUGCCGAGGAGUGCACAGAGACCCCUACAAAGACGCCGGAGGCAGAUGGAGACCGGGAGAGGCUCAUCUCCAAGCCCAGGAUGAGCCGUGGCAGGCGGCCCCAGGAGAGGCUCUCCUGGCCCAAAUUCCAAGCCAUAAAGGGCAAGCGGGGGCCUGGCCCCCGGCGUUCACACAGUUCCUCAGAGGCCUGCGAGCCUGGAGACGUGUCCCCAACUAGAACAGACACGGAGGCCCAGCUGCCAGAGGAGUUCCUGGAACAGAAGGCAGGGCCAGGCCGUCAGAGGAGGAGAAAGUUCCUGAACUUCAGACUCAAGUUGGGCUCAGGGCAGGACCCGUCUGCUGCAGGGCAUCAGGGCAAAGGGGCCCAGGGCAGGCCACAUUCUCCUGGGGUGCUGGGGGAGACGGGCCCCUGGGAUAAGGGGCCAGAGGACAUGGGGGCUGCUGCAGGGGGAAAGAGCGAGGGGAGAGCACAGUCACAAGACGCCAUGUCUGAACCUCCUGCGCAGCAGCAAACGGAGCCAGAGCCGGGUCUCCCAACACAAAUCCUCGGCAACAGAACCCCUGGAGAAGGGGGAGGGGUGGCAGCCAGGGGCCAAGGGAAGACACAGCAGGUGAAAGCCCAGCAGAGGGCAGCAGCGCACAGCGACCCCAGGCCUGGGACUGAUGCAGACCCCCAGAUGGGCUGGACAGAGGAACAGGAGGAGGGACAGGGCCUGGAAGUGGGGACAGCAAGACUGUCCCUGCUGGACACUGGCCGGCCAGGCAGCACACAGGCACACCCACCAGGAACACAGGUCCAAGUACGAGAAGUAAAGGCCCCCAAAUCUGGAAUUUCCAAAGAAAAAGUACCAGAGACAGAAAAAGGCAGCAAAGGACUUGAGCUGAGAAAAGACAGGGGCAGGACACAGGUCACAGCAGGGAAGGACAGGCCAGCGGGCACAGGGCCCGCUGCACACGGAUCGGGAAAGGAAGAAGGAACUGAGCAGACCCCAGAAACACUUCAGGAGAGGGCGUGGACACAGGAAGGCAAGGACAGGGAAAGGCGGGAGACAAAGGUGAAGGUGCCCAGGUUCAAAAUGAGCUCUCUGGGAUGGCCACCCACCAGGGAGGCUGCAGCCAGCCAGAGCAGAGCAGGGCGAGAAGAGCAAGAAGACAAGAGACACAAAGGCCAAAGAGAGAACACAGGACCACACAUGCUGACCACGGACACAGAGGAAAUGCUAACACAGGAAGGAGACGCAGAGAGCCUGCUAAUAGGGACACCAGAGAAGGACAAUGCCACCACAGAAAAACAUGUGAAAAGGGGGGACAGAGAACCAGAGGGCAGGGACAGCAAGUUCAAAAUGCCUAAGUUCAAGAUGCCCUCUUUCGGGGUGUCGACCACCAGCAAGGGCUUAGAUGGAUCUGUCGAGGUGACGACACCCAAGGUAGAGAACAAGGAGGCCGUAGCCUCCAUCCAGGGUGAUCUCAAGCACCCUGAUGUCAGUAUCCAGCUGCCCACUGCUGAAAUGGACGCCGGGGCUGUCCAGGUGGGGGUUACACUCUCAGAGGCCACCCUGCCCGAGGGAGAGCCGCCAGAGAUCCGGGCAACGGGACUCAGCACAAAGGGGCACUUUCCCAAGGUGCAGAUGCCCAGCAUCCAGAUGCCCAAAGUGGAACUCAAGGGCCCCCAAGUGGACAUCAUGGGCCCCAAGAUGGAUGGGAAAAGCCCCAAGGUCGAGGUGAGCAUCCCUGAUGUGGACGUGGAGAUACCCUCCUUGCAGGUGGACAUACAGGCUCCAGAUACGAAGCUGGAGGGGGACGUGGCCUUGCCAGACAAGGACGUGUCCACCAGAGACAGCAAGUUCAAAAUGCCCAAGUUCAAGAUGCCCUCUUUUGGCCUGUCCGCCCCCAGUAAGGCCCUGGACGCAUCCCUUGAGGUGAAGGCGCCCAAGAUGGAGGCCGACGUGGCCCUGCCCUCUAUUCAGGGUGACCUCAAGGGUUCUGACCUUAGCAUCCAGCUGCCCUCCACAGACAUGGAUGCCAAGACUGGACAGGUGGGUGUGACCCUCCCAGAGGCCACCCCUCCCGAGGACCACCUGCCAGAGGGCCCUGCAGCACAAACUGGACUGAAGGGCCACCUACCCAAGGUGCAGGUGCCCAGCAUCACGAUGCCCAAGGUGAACCUAAAGGGCCCCCAGGUGCACAUCAAGGGUCCCAAGCUGGGCAUGAAAGGCCCCAAGGGCGAGAUGAGCACCCCUGCUGUGGAGGUGGAGAUGUCCUCCGUGGAAGUGGACAUUCAGGCCCCAGACGCCAAGCUGGAGGGGGACGUGACCCUGGCAGACAAGGACGUGUCCACCAGAGACAGCAAGUUCAAAAUGCCCAAGUUCAAGAUGCCUUCUUUCGGGGUGUCAGCGCCUGGUAAGGCCCUGGACCCGUCCGUUGAGGUGAUGAUGCCCAAGGUGGAGGCUGAGGAGGCCCUCCCUCCCAUCCAGGGUGACCGCAAGAGCUCUGACCUCAGCAUCCAACUGCCCGUGGCUGACCUGGGCAUCAGGACUGGACAGGCGGAGGUUAAAAUCUCAGAGACCACCCUACCAGAGGGAGAGCUACCAGAAGACCAGACAACGGGACCCAGCAUGAAGGGCCACCAAAAGUUGCAGGUACCCAGCAUCAAGAUGCCCAAAGUAGAACUCAAGGGCCCCCAGGUGGACAUCAAGGACCACAAGGUGGACAUGAAGGGCCCCAAGGGUGAGGUGAGCACCCCCGCCCUGGACAUGGAAAUGCCCUCAGUACAGGUGGACAUGCUGGCCACAGACGCCAAGCUAGAGGGAGAACUUGCCCUGGAGGAAAAGGACGUGGUCACUAAAGACAGCAAGUUCAAGAUGCCCAAGUUCAGGAUGCCCUCCUUUGGUGUGUCAGCCCCAGCCAAGGCCCUGGAUGUGUCCAUUGAGGGUAAGAUGCCCAGGGCUGAAGCUGACCAGGCCCUGCCCUCCAUCCAGGGUGACCUCAAGAGCUCUGACCUCACCAUGCAACUGCCCUCUGCUGACCUGGACGCCAGCACUGUCCAAGUGGGUGUGACACUCCCAGAAGCCACCAUGCCUGAAGGAGAACUUCCAGAUGUCCCUGUGGCAGGAGCCAGAAUGGAGGGUCACCUGCCCAAGUUACAGAUGCCCAGCAUCAAAAUGCCCAGAGUGGACCUCAAGGGCCCCUCGAUGGACAUCAAGGGCCCCAAGGUGGCCGGGAAAGGCCCCAAGGUCGAGGUGAGCAUCCCUGAAGUGGACAAGGAGCUGCCCUCCUUGCAGGUGGACAUACAGGCUCCAGAUACGAAGCUGGAGGGGGACGGGGCCCUGGCAGACAAGGACGUGUCCACCAGAGACAGCAAGUUCAAAAUGCCCAAGUUCAAGAUGCCCUCUUUUGGCCUGUCAGUCCCCGGUAAGGCCCUGGACGCAUCCCUUGAGGUAAAGGCGCCCAAGAUGGAGGCCGACGUGGCCCUGCCCUCUAUUCAGGGUGACCUCAAGGGCUCUGAACUCAGCAUCCAGCUGCCCUCCACAGACAUGGAUGCCAAGACUGGACAGGUGGGUGUGACGCUCCCAGAGGCCACCCUUCCCGAGGACCACCUGCCAGAGGGCCCUGCAGCACAAACUGGACUGAAGGGCCACCUACCCAAGGUGCAGGUGCCCAGCAUCACGAUGCCCAAGGUGGACCUAAAGGGCCCCCAGGUGCACAUCAAGGGUCCCAAGCUGGGCAUGAAAGGCCCCAAGGGCGAGAUGAGCACCCCUGCUGUGGAGGUGGAGAUGCCCUCCGUGCAAGUGGACAUUCAGGCCCCAGACGACAAGCUGGAGGGGGACGUGACCCUGGCAGACAAGGAUGUGUCCACCAGAGAGAGCAAGUUCAAAAUGCCCAAGUUCAAGAUGCCUUCAUUCGGGGUGUCAGCGCCCGAUAAGGCCCUGGACCCAUCCGUUGAGGUGACGGUGCCCAAGGUGGAGGCUGACGUGGCCCUCCUUCCCAUCCAGGGUGACCUCAAGAGCUCUGACCUCACCAUGCAACUGCCCUCUGCUGAACUGCACACCAGUGCUGUCCAGGUGGGUGUGACACUCCCCGAAGCCAUCAUGCCCGAAGGAGAGCUUCCAGAUGUCCCUGUGGCAGGAGCCAAACCGGAGGGUCACCUGCCCAAGGUGCAGAUGCCCAGCAUCAAAAUGCCCAGAGUGGACCUCAAGGGCCCUUCGGUGGACAUCAAGGGCCCCAAGAUGGACGGGAAAGGCCCCAAGGUCGAGGUGAGCAUCCCUGACGUGGACAAGGAGCUGCCAUUCUUGCAGGUGGACAUACAGGCUCCAGAUAUGAAGCUGGAGGGGGACGGGGCCCUGGCAGACAAGGAUGUGUCCACCAGAGACAGCAAGUUCAAAAUGCCCAAGUUCAAGAUGCCCUCUUUUGGCCUGUCAGCCCCCGGUAAGGCCCUGGACACAUCCCUUGAGGUGAAGGCGCCUAAGAUGGAGGCCGACGUGGCCCUGCCCUCUAUUCAGGGUGACCUCAAGGGCUCUGAACUCAGCAUCCAGCUGCCCUCCACAGACAUGGAUGCCAAGACUGGACAGGUGGGUGUGAUGCUCCCAGAGGCCACCCUUCCCGAGGACCACCUGCCAGAGGGCCCUGCAGCACAAACUGGACUGAAAGGCCACCUACCCAAGGUGCAGGUGCCCAGCAUCACGAUGCCCAAGGUGGACCUAAAGGGCCCCCAGGUGCAUAUCAAGGGUCCCAAGCUGGGCAUGAAAGGCCCCAAGGGCGAGUUGAGCACCCCUGCUGUGGAGGUGGAGAUGUCCUCCGUGCAAGUGGACAUUCAGGCCCCAGACACCAAGCUGGAGGGGGACGUGACCCUGGCAGACAAGGACGUAACCACCAGAGACAGCAAGUUCAAAAUGCCCAAGUUCAAGAUGCCAUCCUUUGCCCUGACAACCCCAGGCAAGGGCUUGGACGGGUCAAUUGAGGUGAUGACGCCCAAGAUGGAGGCUGGUGAGGCUGUGCCCUCAAUCCAGGGUGACCUUAAGCACCCUGAUGUCAGUAUCCAACUGCCCUCUGCUGACCUGGACGCCAGCACUGUCCAGGUGGGUGUUAAGCUCUCAGAGGCCACCCUGCCCAAGGGAGAGCCAACAGAGGUCCGGGCAACAGGACUCGGAAGGAAGGGGCACUUUCCCAAGGUGCAGAUGCCCAGCAUCCAGAUGCCCAAAGUGGAACUCAAGGGCCCCCAAGUGGACAUCAUGGGCCCCAAGAUGGAUGGGAAAAGCCCCAAGGUCGAGGUGAGCAUCCCUGAUGUGGACGUGGAGAUACCCUCUGUGCAGGUGGACGUCCAGGCCCCGGACGCCAAGUUGGAGGGGGACGUGGCCUUGCCAGACAAGGACGUGUCCACCAGAGACAGCAAGUUCAAAAUGCCCAAGUUCAAGAUGCCCUCUUUUGGCCUGUCAGCCCCCGGUAAGGCCCUGGAUGCAUCCCUUGAGGUGAAGGCGCCCAAGAUGGAGGCCGACGUGGCCCUGCCCUCUAUUCAGGGUGACCUCAAGGGCUCUGAACUCAGCAUCCAGCUGCCCUCCACAGACAUGGAUGCCAAGACUGGACAGGUGGGUGUGAUGCUCCCAGAGGCCACCCUUCCCGAGGGCCACCUGCCAGAGGGCCCUGCAGCACAAACUGGACUGAAAGGCCACCUACCCAAGGUGCAGGUGCCCAGCAUCACGAUGCCCAAGGUGGACCUAAAGGGCCCCCAGGUGCACAUCAAGGGUCCCAAGCUGGGCAUGAAAGGCCCCAAGGGUGAGAUGAGCACCCCUGCUGUGGAGGUGGAGUUGCCCUCCAUGCAAGUGGACAUUCAGGCCCCAGACGCCAAGCUGGAGGGGGACAUGGCCCUGGCAGACAAGGACGUGGCAACCAGAGACAGCAAGUUCAAAAUGCCCAAGUUCAAGAUGCCAUCCUUUGGCCUGACAGCCCCAGGCAAGGGCUUGGACGGGUCAAUUGAGGUGAUGACGCCCAAGAUGGAGGCUGGUGAGGCUGUGCCCUCCAUCCAGGGUGACCUCAAGCACCCUGAUGUCAGUAUCCAACUGCCCACUGCUGAAAUGGACGCCGGGGCUGUCCAGGUGGGCGUUACGCUCUCAGAGGCCACCCUGCCUGAGGGAGAGCCGCCAGAGGUCCGGGCAACAGGACUCGGCAGGAAGGGGCACUUUCCCAAGGUGCAGAUGCCCAGCAUCCAGAUGCCCAAAGUGGAACUCAAGGGCCCCCAGGUGGACAUCAAGGGCCCCAAGUUGGACGGGAAAAGCCCCAAGGUCGAGGUGAGCAUCCCUGAUGUGGACAUGGGGAUACCCUCCGUGCAGGUGGACGUCCAGGCCCCGGACGCCAAGUUGGAGGGGGACAUGGCCCUGGCAGACAAGGACGUGUCCACCAGAGACAGCAAGUUCAAAAUGCCCAAGUUCAAGGUGCCUUCCUUUGGGGUGUCAGCCCCCGGAAAGGUCCUGGACCCGUCUGUCGAGGUGACGGUGCCCAAGGUGGAGGCUGAGGUGGCCCUCCCUUCCAUCCAGGGUGACCUCAAGAGCUCUGACCUCACCAUGCAACUGCCCUCCGCUGACCUGGACGCCAGCGCUGUCCAGGUUGGUGUGACACUCGCAGAAGCCACCAUGCCUGAAGGAGAACUUCCAGAUGUCCCUGUGGCAGGAGCCAGACUGGAGGGUCACCUGCCAAAGGUGCAGAUGCCCAGCAUCAAAAUGCCCAGAGUGGAUCUCAAGGGCCCCUCGGUGGACAUCAAGGACCCCAAGGUGGCCAGGAAAGGCCCCAAGGUCGAGGUGAGCAUCCCUGACGUGGACAAGGAGCUGCCCUCCUUGCAGGUGGACAUACAGGCUCCAGAUAUGAAGCUGGAGGGGGAUGGGGCCCUGAUAGACAAGGAUGUGUCCACCAGAGACAGCAAGUUCAAAAUGCCCAAGUUCAAGAUGCCCUCUUUAGGCCUGUCAGUCCCCGGUAAGGCCCUGGACGCAUCCCUUGAGGUGAGGGUGCCCAAGAUGGAGGCCGACGUGGCCCUGCCCUCUAUUCAGGGUGACCUCAAGGGCUCUGAACUCAGCAUCCAGCUGCCCUCCACAGACAUGGAUGCCAAGACUGGACAGGUGGGUGUGACGCUCCCAGAGGCCACCCUUCCCGAGGGCCACCUGCCAGAGGGCCCUGCAGCACAAACUGGACUGAAGGGCCACCUACCCAAGGUGCAGGUGCCCAGCAUCACGAUGCCCAAGGUGGACCUAAAGGGCCCCCAGGUGCACAUCAAGGGUCCCAAGCUGGGCAUGAAAGGCCCCAAGGGCGAGUUGAGCACCCCUGCUGUGGAGGUGGAGAUGUCCUCCGUGGAAGUGGACAUUCAGGCCCCAGACGCCAAGCUGGAGGGGGACAUGACCCUGGCAGACAAGGACGUGUCCACCAGAGACAGCAAGUUCAAAAUGCCCAAGUUCAAGAUGCCAUCCUUUGGCCUGACAGCCCCAGGCAAGGGCUUGGACGGGUCAAUUGAGGUGACGACGCCCAAGAUGCAGGCUGAGGUGGCCCUGCCUUCCAUCCAGGGUGACCUCAAGAGCUCUGACCUCACCAUGCAACUGCCCUCCGCUGACCUGGACGCCAGCACUGUCCAGGUGGGUGUGACACUCCCAGAAGCCACCAUGCCUGAAGGAGAACUUCCAGAUGUCCCUGUGGCAGGAGCCAAACCGGAGGGUCACCUGCCCAAGGUGCAGAUGCCCAGCAUCAAAAUGCCCAGAGUGGACCUCAAGGGCCCCUCGGUGGACAUCAAGUGCCCCAAGAUGUACGGGAAAGGCCCCAAGGUCGAGGUGAGCAUCCCUGAUGUGGACAAGGAGCUGCCCUCCUUGCAGGUGGACAUACAGGCUCCAGAUACGAAGCUGGAGGGGGACGGGGCCCUGGCAGACAAGGACGUGUCCACCAGAGACAGCAAGUUCAAAAUGCCCAAGUUCAAGAUGCCCUCUUUUGGCCUGUCCGUCCCCGGUAAGGCCCUGGACGCAUCCCUUGAGGUGAAGGCGCCCAAGAUGGAGGCCGACGUGGCCCUGCCCUCUAUUCAGGGUGACCUCAAGGGUUCUGACCUUAGCAUCCAGCUGCCCUCCACAGACAUGGAUGCCAAGACUGGACAGGUGGGUGUGACGCUCCCAGAGGCCACCCUUCCCGAGGACCACCUGCCAGAGGGCCCUGCAGCACAAACUGGACUGAAAGGCCACCUACCCAAGGUGCAGGUGCCCAGCAUCACGAUGCCCAAGGUGGACCUAAAGGGCCCCCAGGUGCACAUCAAGGGUCCCAAGCUGGGCAUGAAAGGCCCCAAGGGCGAGAUGAGCACCCCUGCUGUGGAGGUGGAGAUGCCCUCCGUGCAAGUGGACAUUCAGGCCCCAGACGCCAAGCUGGAGGGGGACGUGACCCUGGCAGACAAGGACGUGUCCACCAGAGACAGCAAGUUCAAAAUGCCCAAGUUCAAGAUGCCAUCCUUUGGCCUGACAACCCCAGGCAAGGGCUUGGACGGGUCAAUUGAGGUGAUGACGCCCAAGAUGGAGGCUGGUGAGGCUGUGCCCUCCAUCCAGGGUGACCUCAAGCACCCUGAUGUCAGUAUCCAACUGCCCACUGCUGAAAUGGACGCCGGGGCUGUCCAGGUGGGCGUUACGCUCUCAGAGGCCACACUGCCCGAGGGAGAGCCGCCAGAGGUCCGGGCUACAGGAUUCGGCAGGAAGGGGCACUUUCCCAAGGUGCAGAUGCCCAGCAUCCAGAUGCCCAAAGUGGAACUCAAGGGCCCCCAGGUGGACAUCAAGGGCCCCAAGUUGGACGGGAAAAGCCCCAAGGUCGAGGUGAGCAUCCCUGAUGUGGACAUGGGGAUACCCUCCGUGCAGGUGGACGUCCAGGCCCCGGACGCCAAGUUGGAGGGGGACAUGGCCCUGGCAGACAAGGACGUGUCCACUAGAGACAGCAAGUUCAAAAUGCCCAAGUUCAAGGUGCCUUCCUUUGGGGUGUCAGCCCCCGGAAAGGUCCUGGACCCGUCUGUCGAGGUGACGGUGCUCAAGGUGGAGGCUGAGGUGGCCCUCCCUUCCAUCCAGGGUGACCUCAAGAGCUCUGACCUCACCAUGCAACUGCCCUCCGCUGACCUGGACGCCAGCGCUGUCCAGGUUGGUGUGACACUCGCAGAAGCCACCAUGCCUGAAGGAGAACUUCCAGAUGUCCCUGUGGCAGGAGCCAAACCGGAGGGUCACCUGUCCAAGGUGCAGAUGCCCAGCAUCAAAAUGCCCAGAGUGGACCUCAAGGGCCCCUCGGUGGACAUCAAGAGCCCCAAGAUGGACGGGAAAGGCCCCAAGGUCGAGGUGAGCAUCUCUGAUAUGGACAAGGAGCUGCCCUCCUUGCAGGUGGACAUACAGGCUCCAGAUAUGAAGCUGGAGGGGGACAGGGCCCUGGCAGAAAAGGACGUGUCCACCAGAGACAGCAAGUUCAAAAUGCCCAAGUUCAAGAUGCCCUCUUUUGACCUGUCAGUCCCCGGUAAGGCCCUGGACGCAUCCCUUGAGGUGAAGGCGCCCAAGAUGGAGGCCGACGUGGCCCUGCCCUCUAUUCAGGGUGACCUCAAGGGUUCUGACCUCAGCAUCCAGCUGCCCUCCACAGACAUGGAUGCCAAGACUGGACAGGUGGGUGUGACGCUCCCAGAGGCCACCCUUCCCGAGGGCCACCUGCCAGAGGGCCCUGCAGCACAAACUGGACUGAAGGGCCACCUACCUAAGGUGCAGAUGCCCAGCAUCACGAUGCCCAAGGUGGACCUAAAGGGCCCCCAGGUGCACAUCAAGGGUCCCAAUCUGGGCAUGAAAGGCCCCAAGUGUGAGAUGGGCACCCCUGCUGUGGAGGUGGAGAUGCCCUCCGUGCAAGUGGACAUUCAGGCCCCAGACGCCAAGCUGGAGGGGGACAUGGCCCUGGCUGACAAGGAUGUGUCCACCAGAGACAGCAAGUUCAAAAUGCCCAAGUUCAAGGUGCCUUCUUUCGGGGUGUCAGCCCCCGGUAAGGCCCUGGACCCAUCCGUCGAGGUGACGGUGCCCAAGGUGGCGGCUGAGGUUGUCCUCCCUUCCAUCCAGGGUGACCUCAAGAGCUCUGACCUCACCAUGCAACUGCCCUCUGCUGACGUGGACGCCAGCGCUGUCCAGGUGGGUGUGACACUCGCAGAAGCCACCAUGCCCGAAGGAGAACUUCUAGAUGUCCAUGUGGCAGGAGCCAGACUGGAGGGUCACCUGUCCAAGGUGCAGAUGCCCAGCAUCAAAAUGCCCAGAGUGGAUCUCAAGGGCCCCUCAGUGGACAUCAAGGGUCCCAAGGUGGCCAGGAAAGGCCCCAAGGUCGAGGUGAGCAUCCCUGAUGUGGACAAGGAGCUGCCCUCCUUGCAGGUGGACAUACAGGCUCCAGAUAUGAAGCUGGAGGGGGACGGGGCCCUGGCAGACAAGGACGUGUCCACCAGAGACAGCAAGUUCAAAAUGCCCAAGUUCAAGAUGCCCUCUUUUGGCCUGUCAGUCCCCGGUAAGGCCCUGGACGCAUCCCUUGAGGUGAAGGCACCCAAGAUGGAGGCUGGUGAGGCUGUGCCCUCCAUCCAGGGUGAACUCAAGCACCCUGAUGUCAGUAUCCAACUGCCCACUGCUGAAAUGGACACCGGGACUGUCCAGGUGGGCAUUAUGCUCUCAGAGGCCACCCUGCCCGAGGGAGAGCUGCCAGAGGUUCGGGCAACAGGACUCGGAAGGAAGGGGCACUUUCCCAAGGUGCAGAUGCCCAGCAUCCAGAUGCCCAAAGUGGAACUCAAGGGCCCCCAAGUGGACAUCAUGGGCCCCAAGAUGGAUGGGAAAAGCCCCAAGGUCGAGGUGAGCAUCCCUGAUGUGGACGUGGAGAUACCCUCUGUGCAGGUGGACGUCCAGGCCCCGGACGCCAAGUUGGAGGGGGACGUGGCCUUGCCAGACAAGGACGUGUCCACCAGAGACAGCAAGUUCAAAAUGCCCAAGUUCAAGAUGCCCUCUUUUGGCCUGUCAGCCCCCGGUAAGGCCCUGGACGCAUCCCUUGAGGUGAAGGCGCCCAAGAUGGAGGCCGACGUGGCCCUGCCCUCUAUUCAGGGUGACCUCAAGGCCUCUGAACUCAGCAUCCAGCUGCCUGUCACUGAAAUGGAGACCGGUGCUGUCCAGCUGGACGUGGGGAUCCCAGAGGCCACGCUUCCCGAGGGAGAGUCUCUGGAGGCCCCGGCACCGGGCCUUGGACUGAAAGGCCACGUACCCAAGGUGCAUAUGCCCAGUGCCAAGAUGCCCACAGUCGACCUCAAGGGCUCCAAGGUGGACGUGAAAGGCCCAAAGGGCGAGUUGAGCGCCCCCGCCCUGGGCAUGGAGAUGCCAUUCGUGCAUGGCAAAGACACCAAGCUGGAGGGGGACCUGGACCUGACAGACAAGGACGUGUCCACCAGAGACAGCAAGUUCAAAAUGCCCAAGUUCAAGAUGCCUUCUUUCGGGGUGUCAGCGCCUGGUAAGGCCCUGGACCCGUCCAUUGAGGUGAUGAUGCCCAAGGUGGAGGCUGAGGUGGUCCUCCCUCCCAUCCAGGGUGACCGCAAGAGCUCUGACCUCAGCAUCCAACUGCCCGUGGCUGACCUGGGCGUCAGGACUGGACAGGCGGAGGUUAAAAUCUCAGAGACCACCCUACCAGAGGGAGAGCUACCAGAAGACCAGACAGCGGGACCCAGCAUGAAGGGCCACCAAAAGUUGCAGGUACCCAGCAUCAAGAUGCCCAAAGUAGAACUCAAGGGCCCCCAGGUGGACAUCAAGGACCACAAGGUGGAUAUGAAGGGCCCCAAGGGUGAGGUGAGCACCCCCGCCCUGGACGUGGAAAUGCCCUCAGUACAGGUGGACAUGCUGGCCACAGACGCCAAGCUAGAGGGAGAACUUGCCCUGGAGGAAAAGGACGUGGUCACUAAAGACAGCAAGUUCAAGAUGCCCAAGUUCAGGAUGCCCUCCUUUGGUGUGUCAGCCCCAGCCAAGGCCCUGGAUGAGUCCAUUGAGGGUAAGAUGCCUAGGGCUGAAGCUGACCAGGCCCUGCCCUCCAUCCAGGGUGACCUCAAGAGCUCUGACCUCACCAUGCAACUGCCCUCUGCUGACCUGGAUGCCAGCACUGUCCAGGUGGGUGUGACACUCCCAGAAGCCACCAUGCCUGAAGGAGAACUUCCAGAUGUCCCUGUGGCAGGAGCCAGAAUGGAGGGUCACCUGCCCAAGUUACAGAUGCCCAGCAUCAAAAUGCCCAAAGUGGACCUCAAGGGCCCCUCGGUGGACAUCAAGGGCCCCAAGGUGGCCGGAAAAGGCCCCAAGGUCGAGGUGAGCAUCCCUGAAGUGGACAAGGAGCUGCCCUCCUUGCAGGUGGACAUACAGGCUCCAGAUACGAAGCUGGAGGGGGACGUGGCCUUGCCAGACAAGGACGUGUCCACCAGAGACAGCAAGUUCAAAAUGCCCAAGUUCAAGAUGCCCUCUUUUGGCCUGUCCGCCCCCAGUAAGGCCCUGGACGCAUCCCUUGAGGUGAAGGCGCCCAAGAUGGAGGCCGACGUGGCCCUGCCCUCUAUUCAGGGUGACCUCAAGGGCUCUGAACUCAGCAUCCAGCUGCCCUCCACAGACAUGGAUGCCAAGACUGGACAGGUGGGUGUGACGCUCCCAGAGGCCACCCUUCCCGAGGGCCACCUGCCAGAGGGCCCUGCAGCACAAACUGGACUGAAGGGCCACCUACCUAAGGUGCAGGUGCCCAGCAUCACGAUGCCCAAGGUGGACCUAAAGGGCCCCCAGGUGCACAUCAAAGGUCCCAAUCUGGGCAUGAAAUGCCCCAAGGGCGAGAUGAGCACCCCUGCUGUGGAGGUGGAGAUGCCCUCCGUGCAAGUGGACAUUCAGGCCCCAGAUGCCAAGCUGGAGGGGGACGUGACCCUGGCAGACAAGGACGUGGCCACCAGAGACAGCAAGUUCACAACUGUUGAUGUAGAUACGCCUUUUCCAAAAGAAGAACUGGAAUUGAAAUUCCAGAGACCCCAUUUUAAAUUUUCUAAAUUUUCCCUCCCCCAUAACAAGGGUGGUGAGGAUAGUGCUGGCCUGGACGAGGGCUCUGGGGUGUCCCUCCUCAGUGUGUCCCCCAGGCCUUCUUCAGAGUCUCAUUGUGGAGAGUCACAGGAGCCUAGCAUGUCUUGGGCCAUGUCAUCUAUGGGUGUUCCCAGUUUUGCCACAUCUGAUCUUCCUCCUGUUAGAUUUGACGGUACUGCUGACCACACUGGGGAUGCUGUUUUCCCAGGCAGUUCAGAUUCCACACUUAACCACACCCUUGGGCCUUUCUUUUCACCUGGUGCCCGUGCUGAGUGCCCUCAGCCCUCCUCCUGUUCUUUACAGCAUGAUAUUCCCUGUUCUGGCUCUGAGACCUCUGCCGUCCUCCAGGUGGGAACCGUCAUUCCUGUGUUCCCCCCCGAAUACCGGCUAGGCCCUGAGGAUACCCUGCUGCCUGUACUUCAUGCCCGUGUAACUUUUCCUAAAUUCCACAAACCCAAAUUUGGAUUUUCCAGUGCCACUGCAGUUGAUGCGGAGGCAGAUGCACCUGCUGCAGACGGCGGCACAGGCCUGUCUCUUCUCUGUCCUGUUGAGGGGGUGGAUUCCUCAGGUGAGCGAGCCAUGGUGGCCAGUCUCCCUGCCUCUCAGCCCUUGUCCCUAGGUGUCCCUGCAUCCCCAGUGACGGAGGAGCAGCUGGGUCCACCUCUCCUCGGAGCCCCAGCUGAAGAUGCUGACCCCGAUGGGAAGGGCAGUCCCUUUAAGAUGCCUCGACUCAAGCUCCCGGCUUUUAGCUGGUCUCCAAAAAAGGAGGCCAUGGCGACUGGGGACCCUGGGGACCACCCAGAGGACUCCGCACUCAGCCUCGUUCUGGAUCCGGACCAAGUGCAUACCCAGCGUGGGGUCCCGAUUUCCCAAACGGAAGCACAAACAGCUCUGCCUCCAGAGAAGGAAGGAGAGAAGGCGCGGCGCAGGAGGCCCGCCAUCGCCAUGCCCAGACUUUCACUUCCCAAACUGCGGGCUUCCAAGGGCCGGGAGAGCGUGCCACCGGGAGGCGUGGACGCUGCCUUUUCCAGUACCACAGGUGGAUGCGACUCUGAAGCCACAGAGAAGGCCCGCCAUGCUGAUGGUGGCAGGGACACCGGUGUGAAGUUCAGCACCCUGGACGGAGACGGGGGGCCCACCCAGGUGCCACAGUCCCCUGGUCCCAGUUUAGGUCUUGCCAAACCCAAUCUCAGCGCCUCCACAGUCAAGGUGGAGGUGAGUCUGUCUGAGGCUGACCUGGGCCUUCCCACACGUGACCAGGCUGUCAGAGGUGACAGCAGAGAAUGCGGGCUGGGGGACACCUUGGUGAGCCAGUCCCAUGGGGAGAGAACCGCUCCCACACCACCCCAGGACGUGCCCCCCGCGGAAAGCGCAGAGGAGGGCACCGCAGCCGGAGAAAGCCUGGCAGGUGGGCAGAAGCGCUGGCUCAGAGUGGCCAGCUUCCACACGCCUGGCGGCAGGCGCCCUUGCUCCAGGGAGCGAGGGGCGUCCUGGGAGCAGGAUGCAGCCGAGUCGUGCAUGCCGGCUGCCCGGGCGCCAGCAGAGGCGUUUUCCCAACCUGGGUCGGAGGAGACAAGCGUGGCCCCGCAAUCCUCAGAAGCAGAGACAGAAGCGACCGCGCCCGAGAGCGAAUCCCCUGCAGACGUCCCGAGCCGUCAGCUGGGGCGCCCGGGCUUGAGGCUGCACCUCCCUGCUGCCCCGAUGUGUGCGUCGGGCCCCGGGGGCAGGACCCACCCAACUGAAGACUUCCUUCCCCUUCAGAUGCCUAGAGUGAGGCCUUCUGAACGCCAGGCUCCACCAGCAAAAGGGUGCGGGGAGCCUCCUCCCAGGCCAGGAGGAGGAGACCUUGUCAAGGCAGAGGCCAGCACAGAGACGUGGUCCCUCCAGCCUGAGGGUCCUCUGAAGCUGAAGGCUUCCAGCACCGACCUGCCGUCCCAGGUUUCUGUGGUGAGCGUGGACCAGCUCUGGGAAGAUUCCGUGCUAACUGUCACGUUCCCCAAACUAAAGGUGCCCAGGUUCUCCUUCCCUGAGUCCAGCUCUGAGGCGGACGUGUUCUUUCCCAUUGUGAGGGACGUCCCCUGCGUGGAGGCGGGUGCAGAGGCAGCCCGUCUCCAGGAGAGUCCCGGGCUCUGGGGAGCCAGCCUCCUGAGGGCCGCUGGCACUUCGGGGCCUGGGGAGCGGCCUGAGGGCCCCGACCUCUCCUUAGAGGCACCCCCAGUUUCUAAGGUCAGGGUGCACAUCCAGGAGUCUCGGGGUGAGAGUCAAGGGAUCACCAUUUGCAGCGGGGUGACAGGAGAGUGCGCUGGUCUUGGGGCACCCGAGGCCCUUUCCUCCCAGAUUGUGCGGGAAUCUGAGAUCCCUGCAUCCACAGUUGAGAUGCCUUCGUAUGGAUUUUCCUUGCUAAAGGCAAAAAUCCCAGAGCCCCCUGCACAGGCUAGCACGUGCGCCCUGUCUCAAGACUUGGGGGCAUGGGAGCACCCUGGAGGGGCCCCAGGAGGAGACGCUGUCCCUGGAGGUCCCUGGCCUGACCCUGGAGAGCCAUUUGAGGUCAUCUCUACCAGUGCCGGCCUGCCGGGGCCACAAGCAUGCGCGAGAGAGGUCUGCUCUGGCCUGCAGCUUGCAGACGGCGGCUCUGAUGAGGAGCCAGCAGAAAUCCUCGAGUUUCCCUCCGACAGCAGCCUGGAGGCAAGCACCCAGCUGGCAGGUGAGGACAGGGCUCCAAAGGAGAAGCUGGAAGGUAAAAAACCUUCUGGGUUGUUGUGGUCGUGGCUUCCAAACAUCGGGUUCUCUUCCAUGGACGAGUCCAGCGUGGAGGCCGGAGAUGAUGCCGGGAGGUCUGCUCCCAUCCAGACCCAGCCUGGGGCACGGUCAGACCCAGAGCCACCAAAAAAGCAGGAGAGGGCGGGUUGGUUCCGGUUCCCCAGACUAGGCUUCUCCUCUUCCCCUGCCAAGAAGAGCAAGGGCGCAGAGGCCGAGGCGGGCCUGGCAGAGCAGAAGCUGCAGGAAGAAGCCGCCACCUUUUUUGAUGCCAGAGAAAGUUUCUCCCCUGAAGAGGAGGAAGAUGAAGUGGCAGCUGGGGCCGCAGGUGCCAGGCUGGGGUCCAGAGUGAUGGUGGCGUCCUCGGCAAGAACAGCACUGACCCUGCUGGAGCACAGAAGUGCUGGGGAAGAGCCUGUGCCCAGGCCCGUGGCCGAGUGAGGGCAGAGAGGUGCGGCGCCAGCAGAAGGGACGGAGCGGGAGGCAGGGGCCGCGCCUGGCAGCACCGGGCACCCACCCUGACCAUGGACAUGGGAACCAAGCAGAAACGAGCAAGAACGUCGGUGCAACACCACCCACCCUCCUGAAAUGGAGCCAAGAAUGUGCCCAGCUCCCUCCAAGCCCGGGAGCACCCAGGUGCCCAGACUCCCCGCACGCGGGAAUUCGCCAGCACGUGUGGCCGCGGGAUGGCUGCUGGGGGUCUGCUGGUGCGCCACUGCUUCCGAGGCCGGUCCCUCGCGGAGGGUGUGGAGCGGGCCGGCGAGACCUGCCUGCUGCUGUUUCUUGCUCAAGGCGCUCCCUCCUCCAGGUCUGGGAGACGGUUACUGGCUCACACACCAGCUGGCUCCUUGGCGACAGCCUCCCCGUGGCAAGCUUCAGGAUGCUUUGGUGAUGAUGCACACAUGCUGGGCAGAGAGGAGAUGGCCAGCCAAAGUGGUCCCCGUGGGCAGGGUGGGCAGCAGAGGUGGGGACACCUGAGUUGUCCUGAGACAUCCAUGCUGCUGCCUCGCUGUCUGCAGCGGGCAGUCCCGUGGUGUGGCCCCGCACCCCGCGAUGCACCACUGCAGAUGGAACUGGCCCGGCUGCCCCUGGAUUGGCAAUAAAGCAAUGUACCUGU